Zea mays is the source of this 1402-nucleotide messenger RNA. RefSeq lists its product as uncharacterized. The coding region runs from base 112 to 672 and encodes 186 amino acids. The record is from RefSeq and is marked validated. Lineage: Eukaryota; Viridiplantae; Streptophyta; Magnoliopsida; Poales; Poaceae. The transcript has a single exon.
CUCACUUGAUCCGCUCCCUUCGCCGCGACGACGUUCCUACGCAGCUGCGGUCGACGCGCGCACGGCAGCUCGCUCGCUAGCUGAUCACGACAGCUCGCUCGGCUCGACCGAAUGGCGCCGCGGCUGCUGGCGUGCUUCGGGCGCGGCGUCGCGGCGGCGCCGGACGACGCGACUGGCGAGGGCCAGCUGGAGGCGCCCCCCGCUGGCCCGGUGCUGGUGGAGCUGUUCGGGUCGCAGGGGUGCGGGGCGUCGCCCGAGGCGGACGCCGUGGCGGCGCGGCUGGCGCAGGACUCCGGGUCCGGGGACGGCGCCGUCGUGGUGCUGGCGUUCCACGUCGACUACUGGGACUACCGCGGGUGGAAGGACCCCUUCGCGUCCAGCGCCUGGACCGUGCGCCAGAAGGCCUACGUGGAGGCGCUCCGCCUCGACACGCUCUUCACGCCGCAGGUCGUCCUGCAGGGCCGCGCGCACUGCGUCGGCACCGACCAGGACGCGCUCGCGCUGGCCGUCCGCGACGCCCCGCGCUACCCCGCGCCCGCCAUCAAGGUACGUACGUACGUAUGCUGCGUAAAAUUGCAUACUUCUUGCACAAACUGUUUAGCUAACUGCUCUGCAAAUUUAAGAACCAAGACAAAAAAAAAACCCUGGAUAUUCCAAAUGCUGUUGCUGUAGAGCGUCUCAUGAUCGCCACUACUAUGCUUACGCUGGAUCGGCAACCAACAGCGAUUCAGAUCUGCCGUAACCGGAUCGCCCGUAGACGCUGGGGGCCUGGGGUGUCACUGUCACUGUAGACUGAUGAGCGUGAUUGCGUGAAGCCACGACCUGACCGGAUCGGAUGCGCGCGCGCAGGUCACGUUCCAGCGGCCGAGCCCCGCAACACUGCAGGCGUCGUUCACGGGCACCCUGCGCAGCCGCGUGGAGGGCCCAGGCGGCGCGAGCGUGCUGGUGGCGCUGUACGAGAGCGGGCUGGUGACCGACUGCGGGCGCGGCGAGAACAAGGGCAAGUCGCUGCUCAACGACCACGUGGUGCGCCGUCUCGAGAAGGUGGCCGCCGUGCGGGAGGGCGCCUCGCCGAAGAAGACCGUGUCGGGCACCGUCCAGUUCCCGCUCUGGGACGGCUUUCGCGCCACCAAGUGCGGCCUCGUGCUCUUCGUCCAGAACGCCGCGCUGCAGGUGCUCGGCGUCCAGCACUUCGACCUGCCUGACAACGUCUGAGCUCGUGACGCGGUGGGGCGCGCGCGCGUUCCGCGUUGGCUGCCUCCCUGCGGCGGGCGUCACAUUCUUUGUAUCACUGUAUGUAGUACAUCACUGGAUGGUAUUUAGAUGGAAAACCUGAGUAUUCUUUAUCUCCACGUAUGUUCUUGUUCUGCAUUAUGGCAAUGGAUCUUCUGUUUUGCACACU